Ustilago hordei is the source of this 1560-nucleotide messenger RNA. RefSeq lists its product as uncharacterized. Gene Ontology annotation, molecular function: fluoride transmembrane transporter activity. The coding region runs from base 1 to 1560 and encodes 519 amino acids. The record is from RefSeq and is a predicted model, not a curated record. Gene Ontology annotation, cellular component: membrane. Lineage: Eukaryota; Fungi; Basidiomycota; Ustilaginomycetes; Ustilaginales; Ustilaginaceae. Gene Ontology annotation, biological process: fluoride transmembrane transport. The transcript has a single exon.
AUGGACUCACAAACGGGGCCGUCACGGCCCUCUGAGCCCGUCACUUCGCCACCACGGAGGAGCACAGAUCAGCGAUCGGCGGCAACUCCUACACUCACCCACAAGACAUCGAUGGUCGGCACUACAGACACAUUUGCAUCCGCAACAGACGGCGAGGGCGAAUACACUGACGCAGCCGCAGAUGUGAGCGCAUGUCAUGCCGACGAUGCGCAAAGCCGCUUCGAGAGGGUACCGCAAAAGAUCCAUGCACAUGUUCACGAACGUGAUGACCAUACAGCGUUAUCUCGAACAUCUUCAGCCCAGACAGCUCAACGACAACACACGGCAACAACUGAUCAGCUACACGCCACGGCUUGGGCAAAUGGCGUCGUAGCGCCACAGGAAUCAGUAGGCGCGCAGCUCGCAUCAUCCUCAACCUCUGACUCAAACACGCAACAGCAUUCAGCGGUCGAAGAAGCGGGCAAGCAGAUCGAGCGAGGCCAUCUUCCCACACCAACACUUCAUCGAGCUAUGCGGCACUGUGCUAUUCUUGGCCUGCUCACAUUUGCUGCAAUCUGGGGAACUCUAGCGCGCGAAGGUCUUGUCGCCCUCAACACUUACGACGGCGAAAGCGUCGCAUCUCUCGUCUGGGCUCAAGCUGUUGGCUGUCUCUUCAUGGGUCUUGCGAUCGGGACAAACAGGCAAACGAUCGAAGGUCGAUAUCCCCCUGCAUACAUCAUGAUCACAACUGGCUUCUGUGGGAGCGUCACGACCUUCUCCAAGUGGAUACUUGAUGUGUUCCGUGCGUUCGGCAACCAGCGUCACUUUGAUCGACACGGACUGCAUAACGUGAUGGAUGCACUGUCACAGACAGGUGUCACGUUCGGCAUGGCUAUUGUUAGUGUUGCUGCCGGAGUGUCCUUGUCGAGACUCGUCAAUCUCGAACUCCUCGUCGCUGCGUACUCGUCGCGAACUAAGUCAAGGUCACAGCUACCGCAGGCGAGUCAACCUCAGCAUGCUCCGACUGCAGACAAGGGUAAGGCCAGCAAAGCUGAUCCGGGAAACACUCUUGUCCUCGACGCAUCGAUGUUCUCCCUUGGCAUUCUCGUUUGGAUAGCCUCUGCUAUACUCUGCGCUCUCUACGCUUCAUCCCGACGUGUCACCUUCAGUCUCGUCCUUGCCCCAUCUGGUGCCAUCCUCCGUUGGUAUCUCUCGCGCUUCAACACCCACCGCAUCUCUCAACGCUAUUCUCUCCCUCUCGGGACACUAGUUGCUAACCUUUUCGCGACCGCUGUGAUUUGCGCAGCUUUCACUGCAUCACGCGCUGGUUCCGUGCCACGCUCGUUUGCAGGUGGCUUGACAGGCUGCGAGGCACUGCUGGGUCUCGAAGAUGGCUUCUGCGGCUGCUUGUCGACUGUCAGCACGUUUGCGGUGGAGUUGCGAACGAUAAAGCCACGCAGAAAAGCUGUUAGGUAUGCAGUGAUUUCCUGGGUUGCGGGUAUACUGCUAUGCGUGCUACUUAUCGGCGCUCCCUGGUGGAGCAUCGGAACGGACGGGAGGUGCUUAGGGCUUACUUCAUGA